Fusarium keratoplasticum is the source of this 690-nucleotide messenger RNA. RefSeq lists its product as uncharacterized. The record is from RefSeq and is a predicted model, not a curated record. The coding region runs from base 1 to 690 and encodes 229 amino acids. The transcript has a single exon. Lineage: Eukaryota; Fungi; Ascomycota; Sordariomycetes; Hypocreales; Nectriaceae.
AUGGUCUUAAUAUCACUCUUUCUCCGGGCGGUCGCCUUCACUCUCUUGGCGGCCACCUCCACCAACGCCGAGAUUGGAAUCGUCGUCCCCUGGAACAUCACAGCCGGUCAGACCGAGGAGCUCACAAUCAGAACAAGAAUCGACGCGUCAGAUCACGAAGCUCGGAAAAGAUUCAACGCCUACCGCGUCUUCCUCGCGCUAGAGCCACCAGGAUGGGGUGCGGGACCGGUAUGCUGGCUUGUCUGGAGCGUGCCCCUGGACACGGAUCGCGUCAACAUCACCAUCCCCGCCGACGUGGCGCCUGACAAGACCCGGAUCCGCAUCUCCGCUAGCCUCUACAAGACAGGCCAGUCCAGAGUCAAUGGAUAUUCUUACAGCAGCCGGACGACACUGCUUGGGGCAAACGGGACUUGGAGCCAGAGAGAGUUGGACGGGUGGGACAGUAGCGAUGAGAACGAUAUAUCUUGCUGGGCCUUUGGGUGUACAAGACGGUGCCACAUGAAGUAUUACACUGGCGAUAAGACGCGGUACAGUGAUGGAAGCAGUGAGAAGGACUUGGACGCCUGCAUUGGCCAGUGUAUAAAGGAUUUUGAGCCUCGAAGCGCGGGGUCUAGAUCCACAACUGUCACGACGGCGAUGUGCAUGCUGGCGGCGGUUAUAGCUGUUGGAGUUAUUAAUUUGGUCAUAUAA